CAUCUAUCUAGAUGGAGUCUAGAAAGAACACUUUAUUUUACUCUUCAUAUCUUUGAGAGAAGAGGAAGAAAAGAAAUGAUGAAGAAGAAAAGUAAAGUGUUGAUCUUCUUCUUCACUCUAAUUUUGCUUUUAAGCAUGGCUUCAAGUGUUGUUCCAAGAGAAAAUGGUUUUGCUCCUCCUAAACCAUCUCCAUCUUCCUCCUCCACACCUGAGAAAGAAAGAAGUGGGAAAGGUGAUGGAGAUGGAUUAGAAUGCAAGAGUUCAGACAGUGAAGAAGAAUGUCUUGUUAAAAAAACGGUAGCUGCUCACACUGAUUACAUCUAUACACAAGACAUAAACCUAUCUCCUUGAAACAGAACAAUUACCUUUUGUCUUUUAUUUAGCACAAACUAUAAGCAUAAGCAAAGUCGUAUUGACAAUGUGCUCAUAACGUCAUGU
This is a messenger RNA of Eutrema salsugineum, 438 nucleotides long. RefSeq names its product phytosulfokines 1. Lineage: Eukaryota; Viridiplantae; Streptophyta; Magnoliopsida; Brassicales; Brassicaceae. The transcript has 2 exons. Gene Ontology annotation, molecular function: growth factor activity. The record is from RefSeq and is a predicted model, not a curated record. Bases 76 to 351 code for a protein of 91 amino acids. Gene Ontology annotation, cellular component: extracellular region. Gene Ontology annotation, biological process: cell population proliferation.